Messenger RNA from Camellia sinensis, 501 nucleotides. The record is from RefSeq and is a predicted model, not a curated record. Lineage: Eukaryota; Viridiplantae; Streptophyta; Magnoliopsida; Ericales; Theaceae.
AUGAGCUUGAAAAAAGAGUGGCAGGCGGGGACAAAGUUGAUGGAUUCAAGUAAGGGAGGGUCCGGGGUAGGCUUUGACUAUGACACCGGUUUGUUUCAGGCACCUGACGAGUGGUGGGACAAGAUGGAAUCAAUCAAUAAGGCGUGUGUGAAGUUCAGGAAAAAAACUUUGGAACACCGUGACUUGAUGGAGACGGUCUUCAUGGGGGCAUCAGCUACUGGGAAGCAUCAUUGGACCCCGGGAGAGAACCUUCCCGAACCUGCUGAGGACUCAUCUAAUUCAGUGCGUAGUUUGGGAGCCCAGCCAUUUGCUGAUCCGAUACCCGCAGGAGUACAGGACGUGGAUUCUGAUACUUCACUGGAGCAUGUUCCGAUUGAAAAGGCAAAAAGGAGAAAGACGCCAUCAACAAGUGUUUCAAAGUUGAAGAAGGGAACAAGUGGUGCGUUCGUUAUUGCGGAAAGCAUGAACAGAAUGACAGAUGUGGUGCGUUCGAAGAAUUAG